AUCCUCCACCACACCAUACAAUUCCCCAAUUAUCAAAAACCUCUCUCCUUGCCAAAAAAACAAAAGGAAAAACUCUAAAAACCAAAAAAAAAAAACAAAAGCCGAAGCGCAGACCCCAUAGACAAAGAAAGAGAAAGAGAGCGAGACAGACAGACUCUUCUCCCCCCGGGAUUAUUCCUCCGUCGCCCCUUCCUUCUCUCGCCUGAAUUUUCCUUCUCUCUUCCCGCACAGCAAUGGCCGAUCAGCUCACCGACGACCAGAUCUCCGAGUUCAAGGAGGCCUUCAGCCUAUUCGACAAGGACGGCGAUGGGUUGCAUCACCACCAAGGAGCUUGGAACAGUGAUGCGUUCACUGGGACAGAACCCAACUGAAGCCGAGCUUCAGGACAUGAUAAACGAGGUCGAUGCUGAUGGCAACGGCACCAUUGAUUUCCCCGAGUUCCUGAACCUCAUGGCCCGAAAGAUGAAGGACACCGACUCCGAGGAGGAGCUCAAGGAGGCCUUCAGGGUGUUCGACAAGGACCAGAACGGUUUCAUCUCUGCAGCUGAGCUCCGUCACGUGAUGACGAAUCUCGGGGAGAAGCUGACCGACGAGGAGGUCGAUGAGAUGAUCCGUGAGGCUGAUGUGGACGGUGAUGGCCAGAUCAACUACGAGGAGUUUGUCAAAGUCAUGAUGGCCAAGUGAGGACUACUACCUACUACUCCCACACUCUUAUCACAAAAAACCCAAAAAAGCAUUUUGAAAAAGGGGGGAGGAAAUGCAAGGGAACAAGGCAGAUAAGUUUGAUGAUGAGAAUUUCCAGUUUACCAUUAGGACUCUUAUGUCAAUUGCGUUUGGUUCCGGUUGAUCGGUCUGGUUUUAUCUUUGGUUGCAUUAUUUCUGUGUUCAGUUUCUCUUUGCUGGGUCUCUACUUGUCUGCUCUGUUCCCUCGGUUUAGUAGUCUGGGCUUUGUUGCUAGCUUUUUUUUCUUCCUGUUAUAAUGUUUUUGCUUAUCGUUUUGGUACCAUGAACCUAGAACAAUUGGGAUAAUUGGAUGCUUUUUGGCUUAUGGAUUGACUAAUUUUUGUUGAUAUUUCCAAACUGUGAACUCUAUUUUGGUCCUAUCAUCUCUCUCUUUCCUGGUUUUGCUGCUUUUGGAACUGAUUUUCGUCUUGGUUAACCCCACCUUGAUGCGCCUGUUGGACUAGACAUAUGAUAUGAAUGAAUGAUUGUGAAGACGCCCAGUCUUCCAGGGUAAAUGGUGUGGGGUUUUGGUCUAAUUUGGUAGCUACUGGUUUUUGUGGAGUCCUUGAUCUGGUUUUGACAGAUAGCCACCAGUUUUGGUUUCGGUUUCGGUUUUGCUCCUUCGCUGAAGGUGGUAGCAAUGGGGUUCUUUCUUCCCUAUGCUUCCUUGAUGUUAGCUGGCGGCGAGGCUGAUCUCCUUCUAUACUCCCCGAGGGUAUUCUAAAAAUGGUUUCUACAUUUUCACUCUCCCCUCUUUUGCACUUUGUUUCGAAUUCCACUGUGUUCUUUAACAGUCUUUUUAAAUUUGGAAGCUCUUCAAACAUCAUGGUUGAGUUGGGUUUCUGUCUUCAUCUUCAUCAGUCGGGUUCGCUUCGGUUCCCUGUAUUAUAGAAGGAGGGCAAGGAGAAGCGAGAGCAUGCAACACGAAAGGGUCAAGUUCAGAAAAAUCUGCUGGAAGGUCUGUGUAAUCCUCUGAAUCAUAACUUGUGGCAAAAGUAAGCAUGAAGAAGGCCUUCUUUUUAUAUGCACAGCAAGCAAGUAAGCCAAUUGGCUGCUUACAAAUGGCUGCAAAAUGUAAGACAACGACUGUAAAAUAAAAUGGAUGCCAUUUAGAGGGGAUGAAGAGAGAAGGAAAUUAGGGUUUGGGGGGAGGGCGAGUUGGAGGAGGGUCUUAUGGUGUGGAUUUUUAUGUACAUUUGAUGUGUGUUUAUGUAAUGUGUAUGUAAAAUGUUACUUUUAUGGGGGGAAAUGAAUUAAGGAGUGGUGUUGUUCUCUUUACCGUGGAGGGACGGUGGAUCUACCCCUUUUUCGUGCUGACACCACCAAUGUCAUUGAUCUCUCGGUCAGAGGACAUACCUGCUGAUGUCGUUUGGAGCCCGUUGACGACGUCUCACUUCACCUAGUAAUGAUAUUUUUCAACCGUUGUUGUAAUUCGUUGUUCUUGAGGGUCUCUCAACUCGAGGUUAAUGAUCAGAAGAAGAGUAUCGGAGAAAGAGUUGGAUGAGAUCAUGAUGCAGAAAGAAAUCAAGUGGAAGAAGAGGGGCAAGAACGGACUGGUUGAAGGAAGAUGACAAAAGCACAAUUUUCCCACGGGAAAGCAUCAGAUAGACGAAAUCGAAACACCAUAAGAUAGCUGAAGGGUGAAAUGAAACUUCACCUAGUAAUGAUAUUUUCAACCGUUAUUGCAAUUGGUUGUUCUUGGGGGUCUCUGAAAAAUGCUCUCUUUCAAUUAUCCAAAAGAUGAACUACAUUUGAAUCGCAUUUCUGUGUGUGAUCAAGAGAGUGCCAUCUCUCCUCUAUGUGGUAGCCUAAUAGGCGGGACAUCACCAUGCUUAUGAUGGAGAAAGAAAGGGAACCGAUUAUGAAUGAGAAUACGUAUUUUACAUGCGGGUUAUUUCUUAUGCUUAGAUUUCCGACUUUUCACAAUUCAUCAAAGAAAAAACUGUUAUAUCUCAACUAUUC
Molecule: messenger RNA, 2685 nt
Organism: Linum tenue
Lineage: Eukaryota; Viridiplantae; Streptophyta; Magnoliopsida; Malpighiales; Linaceae
Source: the annotation of a GenBank genome assembly